Strongylocentrotus purpuratus (purple sea urchin) is the source of this 558-nucleotide messenger RNA. RefSeq names its product serine/threonine-protein phosphatase 6 regulatory ankyrin repeat subunit B-like. The transcript has a single exon. NCBI's taxonomy places the organism in Eukaryota, Metazoa, Echinodermata, Echinoidea, Camarodonta, Strongylocentrotidae. The coding region runs from base 1 to 558 and encodes 185 amino acids. Gene Ontology annotation, cellular component: cytoplasm. The record is from RefSeq and is a predicted model, not a curated record. Gene Ontology annotation, molecular function: protein binding.
AUGGCGCUGUUUUCUGCAGCGGCAAUAGGAGACGUCCAGAAGAUACAAUCAUUAAUCGACUCAGAAGACAAGUCCGAGGAUUCGAGAGGAGUUGAUGUAAACUGCUCGGAUGCAUCUGGCAAGACACCCCUUCACAUUGCUUCGGCAAACGGACAUUUGCAAACGGUUAAAUGCCUAACCAAUCAUGGAGCAAAGAUGAAUGUAAUCGAUGCUAACCUACAGACAUCGGUUCAUUUAUGUUCAAAGAAAGGCCAUCUUCAUGUGGUAGAGCUGUUAGUGAACGAAGGAGCAGAUAUUAAAAUUGGCGACAAAGAUGGGUUUACAGCUCUUCACAUAGCAUCAUUCGAGGGCCAUGUUGACAUUGUCAAAUACCUUGUUAGUAAAGGGGCAGAGCUGGAGAGACUUGCUAAUGAUUAUUGGACACCUCUACACCUUGCAUUAAAUGGUGGCCAUCUUGACCUUGCAGAGUACCUUUUGACAGAAGGAGCCAACAUUAACUCGUGUGGUGAAGGUGGAUGUACAGCUCUACAUGCUGCAUCACAAACAUUGAUGGAGUGA